AUGGUCCAUUCGUAUUGUUAUUUAUUUUUGGGUUUCGCAUACGCACAUAAAAGAAUUAAAACUAUUAUUGUACAUUCAGAAUGGCAAGAAUAUUAUGGCUACGCGGCGGCGUUAACUGGUAAAUGGCCACCUGUUGAUCAACCUCCACCACCUGUGAAGGAAUGGACCGCUUUGGUUGAUUUAACAAAGGUUCCCAAUGCUCCUUUAGUAAAAGCAGCAGAUGUAGGAGUCAAAUGUCCAGACAAGGAUACUUUUUGUAAUUGGAGUUGUACUGGGUGUACUAAGCCCGACUCCGACGUCAUCAUAUGUCCAAAUAAAGGAGAUUGGGGUAUCACUUUUGAUGAUGGUCCAACAGAAUUCACGUCCACCUUGUUAGAUUUCCUUGAUACAACAAAUGAUAAAGUAACAUUCUUCGUUGUUGGUUCUAGAGUAUUUGAAAAUCCAGAAAUUUUACAAAGAGCAGUUAAGGCGGGACAUCAAAUCGGUAUACAUACUUGGUCUCAUCCAUCUCUUACAUCACAAUCCAAUGAACAAAUUAUUGCAGAAUUUAAAUGGACUGAAGCUGCAAUAAAACAAGCUGUUGGACUUACACCAAAAUAUGUACGUCCACCAUUCGGGGAUUAUGAUGAUCGUGUAAGAUCAAUUGCAACUCAACUUGGUUACAAAGUUGUUAUUUGGGAUAAAGAUACAAAUGAUUGGAUGUCAGCAGAUGAUAAAACUUUCCAACUUACAUGGAUUGAAGGAAAUUUCACUGAAUGGGUUAAGGAACCUGCUACUACCGGUCAUAUUUCUCUUGAACAUGACCUUUAUAAACAAACCGCUGGGAGAGCUCCAAUAGCUUUACCAAUCGUUACAAAAGCUGGAUUCACUAUUAAACCCGUCUCUGUUUGUUUAGGAGAAAAACCAUAUGUUGAAGAUGUUUCCCUUGAUACAACUACUUCAACUACAGCACCAGCACCAGCAGCAGCACCAGCAGCUAAUGCAGCACCAGCAGCAGCACCAGCAGCUAAUGCAGCACCAGCACCAGCACCAGCAGCUGAUGCAGCACCAGCACCAGCACCGGCAGCAUAUCCUAGUUCAAUGCCAUAUGUUGUUGGUGAUUCAACAGCUGCUAUACCAUCAGCUUCCUCUACCCCUGCUACUACCAGUGCUGCAAAUACUUUAAACAGUGUUAAUUUAUGGUCAUUUGUAUCAUUUAUUGUGGGAUCUGUCAUGUUCAUUUAAAUAUUGGGUUUUUAUUAUAUUCAUUUUAAAUAAUUUGUAUACAAAUAGAUUUUCUUUUUUAUAAUAAUUUUUAUGUAGAGAACAAUAAUAGUUAAUAAUAAUAAAAAAAAAUUAGUCGUAUCUUAAUAAUUAAUUACU
Rhizophagus irregularis DAOM 181602=DAOM 197198 is the source of this 1362-nucleotide messenger RNA. The record is from RefSeq and is a predicted model, not a curated record. Lineage: Eukaryota; Fungi; Glomeromycota; Glomeromycetes; Glomerales; Glomeraceae.